AUAGGGGACUAAGUUGUUAUUAAUGGAAUGUAAUUAAUUAAAGUGUUUUAGAAAGUAGAAAUAUGUUUAAUUAUUCUCUUAAAUUAAGUCAAUAUGAUUAGUUUAAUGGAUCUUUUGUCUGUAUUUCUGUAGUUUUGGUUUAGGCGGGUCAUGUGAUGCAGCUCCAGUCUCAUCCACCAAUCGUUCUGGCCUCCUGCAGUGCCUGGAAACAUUCAGAUCCACUAUCGCCCCAUGACGUCACAGCGAUGAGGUAUCAGCUGACUGACUCGCACGUCACAUGAGCCCCUCAUCUGCUGAGAGGGCCAGCCCGUGGAUUAAUCAGCAGAUAUAUAAUUAAUAAAUCUAUAUCUGCUGAAUCAUCUAGAUCAGCUAUAUUAUAGCUAUAUGCACCGACGCAAACACGAGUAACAUCUGAAAUACUGUGUAUCCAAUUCAGCAGUUUGCUCGGGGGAAGUCUAUUUAAAGCUCUGAAACGCUAUGCCUCUGUUGGAGAUGGCUGCUUUAAGAACAUUGCGUCUAUUGCGUGAUCAUAAGCGCCGCUCUAUAUUUAUCUGAAUCACAUGGGGCUCACCGGAGGGCACACAAGAUGUUGCUGCUGAGACUCCACACCUCCUGUAGACCCGGGUCACAGCUGAAGCAGCCAGGUUGUAUUGCAAAUUCAAACUGGAGAACUUUGAAUGCAGUGUGGAGAUCUGUGACCGGGACUGGAAAUGCUUCUUUGCAGAGUGCGAACAGUGCAACCUGCUUCCUCCCUCAUCAGCAGGUGUGGAUUCGGGGAUGAGUGACAUUGAUGAGACGGGGUCCAUUCUUGCUAAGAGGCUUCAGAAAGUCAACUGAACAGCAGGCCAUUCAGAGGCUGACCGCCCCAUCGAUGGCCCCCCGGACUGCGAGGGCUCUCCUGUGGAGCAUUACCUCAGCAGACACGCCGUCGCUGGAAUGGAGAGCGUGCUCUCUGGCAGCGAGGAGGAUAUAGACCUGCAGUCUGUCAAUAUAUUCUUUGAAAAACUGAACAAUCUUACAGAGGCUGAGAGACCUACUGAGCCAAGCCAAGCGAGGGGUGGGAAAAACAGAGAGGCAAUGGAAGAGGAGUGGUUUAGUGAUGGGAAACGAGCCAGCUGCAGUUCUUGGCAAAAAAAAAUCCCCAACUCUCUGUCCGCCAGCGGUGAAAGAGCAGUUGGCAAAGAGACCACACAGCCCGUUGACACCAUCAGCAAUAUAAACGCAAUGAAAAAAGAUGUGCUUGGCUCCAAGAUUUCCCCUGAUCCUGCAGCCAGUAACGCUGUGCUCCAGACUAACAAAUCAGCAAACCCUAAAACGAGGUUAUUCACCAGAGAGGAGGCCUGCACCGAAACCAGAGUAAAUGAAGCAACACAGCUGAAUCAGUCUCGUGACUCACCGGCGUGCAUCAUCUGCUCAGAAACAGCAGCUCAUGCUGACGGUGGGACAACCGGGGAAACGCGCACACCUUUAAAUUCAGUUUAUCAGGAAGAUUUGUUGAUUGAUUCGCCGAUUAAUCUCGAAAUGGUGACGCAUGUCAACAGGAAAGGAGGUCAAAACGCUGAUGUUUUACAGUCGGACGCAACACGCACCAACAAAGCCGCCAGCCAAGAAUCGUCUCAUUUUGCCUCUAUUAAACGAAAGAGAAGGAAGAAGAGACGGCUUAGUGUCGAGCCAGCCCACGGUGUGCAUGGACACGACGGGCAGGUUUUCGUCAGGCAUAGUGAUUCAGAGGAAGAACGGCAUGCAUGGAGAGGAGGAACUGUUCUGUGUCUAUCUCAGGAUAAGAAUUUAUCUCAUUUAAACGAACCCCCUGUCAAAAAAAUUAUUUCAUCUUUAACCAGUUAUUCAACCACCAGCAAUCUCCCAGUGAAUAUAUCUGUGAAGGAGAUCAAAGUAGAUCUUGCUCACUACAAUACACACCGAUGUCUACAAGAGAGCAUAGUAAGAAAGGGAAGGUGUACAGCAUUAAACCCAGCUGAAAAUAAUCCGCCUCACGAAAAAGCCCCGAGUCAAACUGAUGACAGAGCAAUGUCAGCGCCACACGACAGCGGUAAUAUGGCAACACAUUUACAACUUAGCAGCAGAUUACAUACAGUUAGAAUUACUGACGGUGUGACCGGUAGAUCGGGCCCGUCCACAGAAGCGGAACACUGUGGAAGAAAUGACUCUCAUGCAGGGAGUCUCCAGAAGUCUGACCAAAUGAAUCAUUCUAUCAAUUGUUGUGAAGAUGAACAAAAUCCAGAGUCUUGCACAGCAGACAUCAAAUCAAUAAGAAUCACAACAAGCGCAGAGUCAAAUGAUCUCGCAGUGGAAAUCAGCCAAAAGGACAAACUAUCCGUGGCUAAGUCGGUCCUGGCUGUGGAGGCUGGACAUGCUGGACAUGCUGGCAGAGACGAGCACAUGCUGUGUCAAAGAGAAGCUGAGCCCCAACAUCAGUUGGGAAUUGACUGUCAAGACGCAGACACAGAUAGAUUUACUCUGAAAGGGACUCGUCUGUCUGGAAGCAGUUCUGAUGACACAAAACCCAAGAAAUUCAAACCUGGAGCCUGUCCCUCCUUGGAGAUGUCCAGUCAAGUGGACCGUGCUGAAUCAACAUCAGAUGCCAGCAGUGCAUUGGCCAAUGAACACUUUCUGGCUCAAAGUCCCACCAGUUUUGAUUUAGAGACUACAGCACGGCCAACGGAACAUCCACUGGUGCCUCACACAUUAUCCAAACGUUCUGUUUUGUCAGAGAGAAACACAACAGUAGAGGGAGCUGAAUUGGCAGCAUCACAAAUAAUGGCUUUUCAAAGUGGGAAUCCCCUUCGAUCUGGUGACAUCACAGUUAAACGUCAGAGAGAAACCGAACCGUCCAUGUCUGAAGACUUGCCAACAAGUCCACCAGUUAUUACACCAGUGUCUUCCUGCUGCACUCUGGACACAGAAUCUGUCAUGUCAAUCUCGAAUGAAAAUGUCACAGACAUGUCAGGAAGUUCUUGUUUAUCUGUCAAUCAAAAUGGCCGUGGAGAUCAAGGAGAAGCAUCAUCACCAAUGCUGGAAAAACUCCAGGAAGGAGAUGGCACGUCUGAAUGCAAAAGCCAGUCGGUAUCAAAUGACACAACAGAUCUAAAAUGUGAUUCAGGGGUCAAAGCAGAAGGAAUCAUCACGGCAUUUAAAGCAGAACGUGAACCUCCGAAGGCACCAGACUCGAAGCAUUCAGUGUUCACGAUGUCUUCUUUUUGGACAGAGAUGGAGAAGCUGACAAUAAACGAUAUUCUGAGUUUACGCAUGAUCAGCAAAGCCGCUUCAUCCAGCUCCCUCCCACCGUUACAGGAAAGUGAGAAGACGAGCAUGUUUGCUCUGACGGAUUCAAGCUUUUUGACUCAACCGGAUGAGUCCAAGCCUGACCCGACCAAUGGAGACGCACCGAGCGAUUCUCACUCUAUAGAAACAAGUUCAGGUUCUGUUCUAGCCGCCAAUCCUUUCUCUUCCAGCGGUGUCAUGUGGGAGAGUCUAGAGGCUGAUGUUUACCCUGAGAAUAUGAUGUUGACAUCUGUUGGGGACAUUUCUCAACCAGCUCCCUCUGAAGGGGCUCAAGAGUCCCUCCGAAAUAUUUCUAAGAACGUAACCGUGCAUAAUCUACACGCCCUGGGAUCUGAGUCUUUGAGAUGCUCAAGGACAGUCCAAACUUUACAAACCUUAGAUGAGGGAGGAUUACAAAACGUAGAGUAUUUCACUGAUGGACACGGGCCUAAGCAAGAAGAAGACACAGACUCUUUAGCUUCAUUAUCAACAGACGGCUACAGGAUAUCUCUCUCAGCUAUAUUUCAUUAUCUCUUCAGUGGAAAGCAAUCAGUUCCCAGCCAAUCGGCCACAGAUAUCAUUACCAGCUGCUACAUUGAGGGAAAUUCUGUCCCUGAAACGUAUGACCUUUUCUUCUCAGAGUUUGAGAUCGAGAGCUUCUUCUACCCUCUCAUCCUUGCAGAAGAUCAAACCAAAGACGAGCUGGUUCCUGUCGUUUCCUAUUCUCGCUCUGCGAACAGAAGUCUAGAGUUCCCUGAGGCUUACGAUCACUUCAUGGCAUCCUCUUCUUCUGAGGAGUCGUCUGUAGACUCUGAUGAAGAAGAUAGUGGCGGUCCUGUGAGGGUGGUGACCAGGUUCAACCAUGCAUCAAGUACAUCUCCGAUUUCCACAGACAUAUAUGAGCAUUUCUUCUCAGAUAGUGACCUCAGACAGAAUUUUUUUUGGAAAACCACACUCUCCUUCAGGAAUAUUAGUCUAUAUGGAUCUACAGCCCAGAAGCAGACUCUCUCAAACCCUCCAUCUCGUGUACCUGUGAGGCAAAGCGGCCGCUUCUUUGGAAAGACAGUUCCUCCUCUAAAUGCUCUGGGGUAUGGAGACGCGAUGUUUCCUGAGCCCCUUUUGUGCCAGCAGCCUUCCCGAAACGAGGACUUCCAGACGGCUGUUUCCAAUCCAGGGUUGAAUGCCUCCCUUCUGCCUCUCAGACAGUCAGACAUGUGUCUGGUUUGUAUUGCAUUUGCUUCGUGGGUACUGAAGACUGCAAAUCCACAAGUUGAAGACACCUGGAAGGCUGUUCUGCUGGCGAAUGUAAGUGCUCUGUCAGCCAUCCGAUACCUGCGUGAAUACGUCAAGACGGAGGCGGCCGCCAGCGAGGAGAACAUGAAUUACACCGCCGCGUCUGAUUCCCGAUGCCUCUAACUACGUCACGCUUAAAGGGAAACAUUGUUCCUCGAACACUCGAUACACGCCAGAGCAAGACCGCAGGCCGUCGUGGAAUUUGUGAAGAUAUGCUGCUACAAGUUUGCUUUAUGUAUUUGCACUCUAAUUGUUUUAUGGAUCUUGUGUUUAAUUGAUCUUUCCAUUGAGAGGACAUAGAAAAGUAUUUCAGUUUAUAGCAGUUGCUUUAAUUCUUGAUUCUAGAUUAAUUUGACACUUUGAUGAUCUUUACCUUUAUGAAAGUAUCCUUAUGAAAUAUGAAAUGACCAAAAAAACACCCUGACAAAACCUUAUACUAAUUUGAGGGAUUGUAUGUUGUGCCAGUAUCAGUUUUAAGUUUUAUUAAGGGCAUUUUGAUCCUGAUAGAUGACUUGUAUGUGUUCUUUUGUAUAGAUGUUUCUGUGUUUCAGUUUAACUAAAGUAAACAAUGUGUCUGUGA
Molecule: messenger RNA, 5155 nt
Organism: Pseudoliparis swirei
Lineage: Eukaryota; Metazoa; Chordata; Actinopteri; Perciformes; Liparidae
Gene: perm1a
Product: PPARGC1 and ESRR induced regulator, muscle 1
Exons: 4
Coding region: 937-4698 (1253 amino acids)
Biological process (GO): response to muscle activity; regulation of DNA-templated transcription
Cellular component (GO): cytoplasm; nucleus
Source: RefSeq, a predicted model, not a curated record